This is a messenger RNA of Nanorana parkeri, 2350 nucleotides long. It is a transcript of the gene DTNA, whose product is annotated as dystrobrevin alpha. Gene Ontology annotation, biological process: synaptic signaling. NCBI's taxonomy places the organism in Eukaryota, Metazoa, Chordata, Amphibia, Anura, Dicroglossidae. Gene Ontology annotation, molecular function: zinc ion binding. Bases 1 to 2238 code for a protein of 745 amino acids. The record is from RefSeq and is a predicted model, not a curated record. The transcript is spliced from 23 exons. Gene Ontology annotation, cellular component: synapse; plasma membrane.
AUGAUUGAGGACAGCGGAAAAAGGGCGAAUAACAUGGCCGACAAAAGGCAGUUGUUUGCAGAAAUGCGGGCUCAAGAUCUGGAUCGCAUUCGUCUGUCCACAUACCGAACAGCAUGUAAGAUUCGAUUUGUACAGAAGAAAUGUAACUUGCACCUAGUAGACAUAUGGAACGUUAUAGAAGCCCUUCGGGAAAACUCAUUAAACAACCUUGACCCCAACGUAGAGUUGAAUGUGGCGCGGUUGGAGGCUGUGUUAUCAACGUUAUUUUACCAACUCAAUAAGAGAAUGCCGACCACUCACCAGAUCCAUGUGGAACAGUCCAUAAGCCUGUUGUUAAAUUUUCUGCUGGCUUCUUAUGAUCCGGAAGGACAUGGUAAAAUCACAGUCUUUGCUGUCAAAAUGGCUUUGGCCACACUGUGUGGAGGGAAAAUUAUGGACAAACUUAGAUAUAUUUUCUCUUUGAUCUCUGACUCAAGUGGGGUAAUGGUUUAUGGAAAAUAUGACCUGUUUCUGAGGGAGGUGCUCAAACUGCCAACUGCAGUGUUUGAAGGUCCUUCAUUUGGCUACACAGAGCAAUCUGCAAAGUCUUGUUUCUCACAGCAGAAAAAAGUUACCUUAAAUUCUUUCUUGGAUACACUUAUGUCUGACCCACCACCUCAGUGUCUUGUCUGGGUACCUCUCCUGCAUCGACUGGCGAAUGUAGAAAAUGUCUUCCACCCUGUUGAGUGUUCCUAUUGCCACAGUGAGAGCAUGAUGGGUUUCCGCUAUCGCUGCCAGCAGUGUCACAAUUACCAGCUCUGUCAGGAUUGCUUUUGGAGGGGACAUGCCAGUGGUUCCCAUAGCAACCAGCACCAAAUGAAAGAGUACACAUCAUGGAAAUCUCCGGCAAAGAAGCUUACUAAUGCACUUAGCAAGUCCUUAAGCUGUGCUUCCAGUCGCGAGCCUCUGCACCCAAUGUUUCCCGAUCAACCAGAGAAGCCUCUAAACCUGGCUCACAUUGUGGACACUUGGCCUCCCAGACCAGUUACCAGCAUGAAUGACACAAUCUUCUCCCACUCUGUUCCCUCAGGAAGUCACUUUGCAAACACAAUGUCUUCCCAAAAGACCCCAGAAAUGGUACAGAGCCGACAGCUGGCUAGGGCUGCUCCAGUUUUGCUGAAAGGCAAAGGGCUACAGUACAGCCUGGAUGUGGCAGACAGGCUGGCUGAUGAACAUGUUCUCAUCGGGGUAUAUGCCAACAUGCUCCAGAACAACCUUUCACGAAUGCUGGACAGCCCCAGUCGCCUAGAUGAAGAACACAGAUUGAUCGCCAGAUAUGCAGCAAGGCUGGCAGCAGAGACCUCUUCUUCACAGCCUCAACAGAGGGGCCCAGAUAUCUCUUUCACUAUUGAUGCAAAUAAACAGCAGAGACAGCUUAUCGCAGAGCUAGAGAAUAAGAACAGAGAAAUAUUGCAGGAAAUACAGAGAUUGCGAAUUGAACAUGAACAGGCCUCUCAGCCCACACCAGAGAAAGCCCAACAGAAUCCCACUCUGUUAGCGGAGCUCCGACUACUCAGACAGCGUAAAGAUGAACUCGAGCAGAGAAUGUCUGCCUUGCAGGAGAGCAGAAGGGAGCUGAUGGUACAGCUUGAAGGGCUCAUGAAACUGCUGAAGGAACAAGAACUAAGGCAGGCUACUCAGGGGGCAGGUUCCCCUCGCUCUUCCCCCAGUCACACCAUCAGUCGACCUAUCCCAAUGCCUAUUAGGUCCGCAUCAGCUUGCUCCACCCCAACCCACACUCCACAGGACUCCCUGACUGGUGUCGGUGGAGACGUGCAAGAAGCAUUUGCACAGGGUGCAAGAAGAAAUCUACGGAACGACUUGUUGGUGGCAGCUGACUCCAUCACUAAUACCAUGUCUUCUCUAGUGAAGGAGCUGAAAUCUGAUGUGGGAAAUGAAGGUGAGCCCAGUGUGGAGACAGACUAUGGAAGAGUUCACUUUGAUGAUCUGGUUCCAUCACCAACAUCAGAGAAAGCUUUCCUUGCCCAGAUCCAUGCCAGAAAACCAGCAUACAACCAUAAUUCGUCUGCUUCUGGCAACAUUCGCACUGACAUGGGGACUGAAGACCCAUAUAACAGGCAGGAUGGUGAAACCUAUGAGAAUGACUCUGUACGCCAACUAGAAAAUGAACUGAAAAUGGAAGAGUAUCUGAAACAGAAGUUACAAGAUGAAGCUUACCAGGUCAGUUUGCAAGGCUGAAUGCAUUGUUCUUCUGCCUUCCCCUCUCAAAUAACCAGAAGUACAUAGAAGAUGCACAAGGCUUGAGAAGCAUUGGUCGAUAGUCACCCAUCACAGCGGCAUGGAUAAUGCA